Molecule: messenger RNA, 2190 nt
Organism: Anneissia japonica
Lineage: Eukaryota; Metazoa; Echinodermata; Crinoidea; Comatulida; Comatulidae
Product: putative methyltransferase C9orf114
Exons: 13
Coding region: 228-1328 (366 amino acids)
Source: RefSeq, a predicted model, not a curated record
CUUCACGGAGUUCUGUUUUUAAUAAUAAAAUACUAACAAAAAUGUAAAAUUUGAGCAGUCCAGAGAAAGUUAAAACCUAGGCUAGGCGCCAGUCUAGCCUUCUGCAUGCUCUAGGCCUAGGGCCGAGCCUAGCUAGUCCUAGCUAAAACCCUUUCCUGGAGGCCUCUAGGGCCUAGGCCCUAUGUAUGCCAGUUUAGAUUAGCUUGGCCCUCAGCAGAUUGCGCAAUAUGGAUUUAAAUAAGAGUAAGAAAUUGACGGGCAAAGAAUGGACAGAAUUGAAAAGAAAAAAAAGAAUAUUGAAAAAGAAACGUUUAGAAGAAAAACUUGCAAAGAAGAUGAAACAAGAUGAAGAGGCAAAAAAGAAGGAAAGUGAAGUACCUCAGGAUGAAGAGAAGGAACAAAGCCGUGAUUGGACUGUCAGUGUUGCUGUUCCAGGAUCAAUUCUUUCUAAUGCUCAGUCUCCUGAGCUAAGGACCUACUUAGCCGGACAGAUUGCUCGAGCUGUAGUGGUAUUCAAUGUUGAUGAAGUUAUCGUUUUUGAUGAGAGUGGUACCAGCAUGAAUGAUACAGACACCUUUCAAGGCAUUACCAACAAAGGCAAUCCCAACAUCCAACUAGCAAGAAUCUUACAGUACCUAGAAUGUCCACAAUAUUUACGGAAACAUUUUUUCCCGAAACAUGUAGACCUACAGUAUGCAGGUUUGCUAAAUCCACUUGACUGCCCCCAUCAUCUUCGGAUGCAGGAAUGGUGUAAAUACCGUGAAGGUGUUGUUGUGAAGCGUCCUGUUUCCAAAGAUCACCCUGGAUCAUAUGUUAACAUUGGCAUGUUAAAGGAAGCCAGGGUUGACAAGGAAUUAAGUCCAGGAAUCCGAGUGACUGUAAAGUUAAAACAGAAUGAACAAAAUGACAAGCUGAAAUAUUACUCUGGCCAAGUGGUUUCUCCAUCACUACCAAGGUCUGAGGCUGGCCUUUACUGGGGGUACACUGUCAGACUUGCCCCUAGCCUAGGGGCAGUCUUUACACAAAGCCCCUACCCUAAUGGCUAUGACAAAACCAUAGGAACCUCUGAUAAGGGAGCAAAUAUAGAUGAGUUCAAACUACCAAAAUUCAAUCAUUUACUUGUUGUUCUUGGAGGACUGAAGGGCCUGGAAUCUGCCCUUGAUGUAGACUCAGACCUGAAUGUAGAUGACCCAUGCCACCUGUUUGACUACUACCUGAACACCUGUCCAAAACAAGGAAGCAGAACAAUCCGGACAGAGGAGGCAUUACUCAUUACAUUGUCUGGCUUAAGGUCGAAGAUAUGUGAAUCUACAUCGCUAAACUUAUGACACUACUUAAAAUACAAGACACCUAUCAACAUGUUACUGAAGUCUGUACUUUGACAUCAGUAGAAAUGUGCAUCAGUUAGAAAGUAUAGCUGUAAAACCUGCUAGAUAGAAAUCACUGCACAAGGGCAAGAUUAGCUCAUGAAAAUAUUUUUGAACCUGAAAAAAUAUCAUCUAGUGUAUGAUUUACAACUUUGCUUUAAAAAUCAAUCACCAUUCCUAGUUAAUUUGCUUGGUGGAGGUCUAAUCUAUAAUCUAGAGACCUACAUUUGUGCCUUUGCUACACCAUUGACCAGGGAUAUCUUGACAUUCUAGAUAGGCCUCAAGUGAUCAUAUUCCAAAUUGUAAAUUUUAUUUUGUCUUGAUUUCUAUAGAAUCUAUAAAUUCCAUUAAUUCAUCUCCAUGCUAGAUCAUUAUUUUCAUUCAUAUGAUGACAUAAUAGAAUCUGUAAAAAAAAGGUAAAGGUUCAAAACCUGAAGCAGGUCAGAGUGCCCGUCUCUCUUACUUUAGCGUUUGAGCCAGACUGUGCAAGGCUGUGGGGGGUUCGCCACUCCUCCCGCACUGCAGUCUGUUUUACCUUCCCAGCAUAUGCCGGUACCCAUUUAUACACCUGGGUGGAGAGAGACAAACGUAGAUAAAGUGUCUUGCCUAAGAACACAAGCGACUUGCACAGUGAGGGUUUCAAACCCCUGACCUCAAGGCUGAGAGUCCGAGCUACAACCGUUGCGCCAACUGCUUCUACCCAGACAGAAUCUGUAAAAAUAAACACCAGAGUUAGAAACUCGCUUAGUCUUCAAUACUUUGUCAUUUUAGGUACUGUAUACGAAAAAGAAAAAUUGAAUUAAUAAAUUAACAUAAACUUGUA